Diachasma alloeum is the source of this 1233-nucleotide messenger RNA. RefSeq lists its product as uncharacterized. The record is from RefSeq and is a predicted model, not a curated record. The transcript has 4 exons. Bases 1 to 1233 code for a protein of 410 amino acids. Lineage: Eukaryota; Metazoa; Arthropoda; Insecta; Hymenoptera; Braconidae.
AUGCUCGUCGACGGGGGAAAUUUAUUGGUUAAGCAUCGUAGUGAUGAUAAUGAUGUUGCAUGGCGAUGCAGACAUUUCCAAAAUGGUUGUAAAGCUCGAGCGCUUACGACACCUGAGCUAUGCAGCGGAAAAUUUUUGAAAAGGACGGGAAUUCAUUAUCAUGCGUCUAAUAUUGGUGAAGUUAAUGCUAAGAAAGUGAUGGAAGAAGGGAAGAGAAUGAUGAAGACUGAUUCGGGGCCAGUAUCUAAUGUUGUUACACACGUUGUUGGGAAAGGUGACAAUGCAACUACCGCACGGCUUCCUGCUGUGGAUAAUAUGAAACGCACAUUCCGUCGUUAUCGUGCUCAACAUAAUUCUCUUCCAGCUGAUCCCAAAUCCGCUAAUGAGCUGACUAUCCCUGAGGAGUUCAGGCACACAUUGAAAGGUGACCCAUUUUUGUUUUGGGAUUCUCGGGACGAUGGACAAUCAACACGGACUUUGGUGUUUACAACCAGUGAAAAUCUCGAGAUCAUGGCAUCGUGUAAAAUGUGGUUUGCUGAUGGAACAUUUGAUUGUGUGCCACAUGUAUUUCAACAGCUGUAUACUAUUCAUGGUGUUCGGGAUGACAUACAACCAGUUCCUCUCGUGUUUAUUUUGAGUACAAGUAAAAGUAAGAAAGUUUAUAAGGAUGUGUUGAUGAGAUUGAAAAGAUGUGAGCCUCGUUUGAACCCGAAAAAAGUCAUGUGUGAUUUUGAAUUGGCAUUUCACCAGGAAGUAGUGGACGUAUUCCCUGAGACAAUCGUCAAGGAUUGUUUUUUUCAUUUCGCCCAAAGUGUGUGGUCACACAUUCAGGGGACUGGGUUGCAAGAGCAGUACAUGGGGAUGCGAUGUGAGGACCUGUCUGCCGCUUACGAUGCUUUGAUGGAAUCGAAGUUUUAUGUGAAUAAUAAAGAAUUAUUGAAUCCACUUUUGGAUUAUUAUGAGAAGACUUGGCUUGGAGAGGUUAAUCGUCGGGGUGUUCGUCGUCCACCCAGGUUUGAUCCGUCAUUAUGGAAUCACUAUGAUUCCGUUAAGAAUCAUGAGCCUCGCGCUACUGAAUUAAAAAUUCAUCAACAGGAGGCUGGACGUGAAGGACCGAAGAAAAGAAGAAAAAAUGUGGACUAUGAAGCACGUUUGGAACGAGUUGUGGAUAGAUAUGAUGCUGGACGGGUUGUGAAAUAUUCGGAGAAUGUGGCUCAAAAUGUUGACUUUUAA